This is a messenger RNA of Rhinocladiella mackenziei CBS 650.93, 642 nucleotides long. RefSeq lists its product as uncharacterized. Gene Ontology annotation, molecular function: 5-amino-6-(5-phosphoribosylamino)uracil reductase activity. The transcript has a single exon. The record is from RefSeq and is a predicted model, not a curated record. Gene Ontology annotation, biological process: riboflavin biosynthetic process. Lineage: Eukaryota; Fungi; Ascomycota; Eurotiomycetes; Chaetothyriales; Herpotrichiellaceae. Bases 1 to 642 code for a protein of 213 amino acids.
AUGUCUCUUCCUCUUUCUCACGACUUCCACGCCACGGCCUUCCUCGGCAUCACCAUCGACGGCCACAUCGCUCGCGCCGACGGAUCAAUCAAUUAUCUGCCUCCAGCACCCACUGGUACCUCGGAAGAACAUGCCGGCAGCAGCACUAAUAGUAGUAUCGUCCCCACCAUCACCGACAUGUUAGCGACAAUGGACAUCCUUGUCCUUGGCCGCGCGACGUACGAAACGGUCCUGAAGCUUCGCAAUGAAGAACACGAGUGGCCGUACAGAGAUCUUCCGGUUCUCGCGCUCUCCAGGCAAACUCCUGUAUCGCUUCCGGUCAAACUUGACGUCGACGACACUGCCAUUUCAUUUGUGGAGAGCAUCGAAGCCACCGUCCAACAUGUCGUGGACAAGGGUUAUAAGAAAGUGUGGAUCGAUGGCGGACAGACGGUGCGGUCGUUUCUUGAAGCAGGGUUGUUGGAUGAGCUGGUACUAACUACGGUUCCGGUUGUACUAGGUAAGGGGAUUAGUUUGUUUGCAGGACUUCAGAGGGAGAUGAGAUGUGAGGUGAUGGGAGUGCGGAGGAUGGAAAGACUAGUUGGCGUGAGGUAUAAAGUGGUGUAUGGGGAGAUUGAUGAGAGGGGGAGGCUCGUGACGUAA